AAACCAACAAAAAAAAACUAACUCGACAACUAGAUAUCUAUUUUGCACCAUAGGAAUUUAAUGUUUAAGCUAGACUUAAGUGUCAGUCAGUUGUAUUUUCCAUCUAAAUACCAUGGAUAAUGAUAUAAAUUGCACGACAGAGGAAAUUCUAACAUUUAUUCCAACCGACUAGGAUAUGUGUAAUCUAGAAAACGGUUAAAUGAAAGUGGUUUGCUAGAUGACAUAACCUGUAUGCAGUAUGAGAAGGGAGAUCAUCCAUGUCUUUCUCUUUCUACUGAAGAGACUGAAACAGUUGUUCCCCCUGCUGAUAUUUAUACUGUCGUUUGUAUUCAUCGCACAAGAUCAAAUGACGACAUCCGUUCGUAAAUUCAAAACAAGAAAGUCAGCGCAUGUCAUACAGAGGCACAACUCGCUCAAACCGUUUCCUCAGGUAGCAUCCUCUAACACGACGGCAUACACACUUCGACAAACAACAGGAACAACACUGGCAGAUUUUAGUAAUUACAGCAUAAAUGGAGAAAGAAAUGCAGCUAGAACAAGAAGUGUUUGCCAGAAAUAUCAUUCGUUACAACAGCAGAUCCAGCUUACUACACGAUUUAACAGAAACAAUACCUUACUCUUUUGUCCUAUCUAUAAGGUCGGAACGACAUUUUGGAGACGAGUGUUUAUGAUAGACAGGGAGAAGAAAUACUCAAAACUUGUAAAUCCAUAUGAACUGCCUUUCGACAAAGAGUACCCAGCUGCAAAAUUUAUAUGGAAAAGAAAUGUAACUACGACACAAUACAAAGUAAUGUUCACACGAGAUCCUUAUAAUAGACUGUUUUCAUUCUUUGUAGACAAGAUGGUGGCCCCAAAUCCUUAUUUCUGGAAAACCGUUGGGAUUAAAGUGGCUGUUCUGACGAGAGGAAUUCGGAGGGAAAAACUUAAAACAGUGUGUGGCCAUGAUAUAACAUUUCCGGAAUUUAUUAAAUACGUUAUUCAUACACUUGAAACAAGAACAAAUAUUGAUCCGCAUUGGAUUGAAAUGGAAAGAAACUGUUAUCCGUGUGAAAUGAAGUAUGAUUUCGUUGGUAAAAUGGAAGAUUUUCAAGAAGAUUCUACGCAAAUUCUCAAUAAACUUGGAUUAACAAAGAUGGCGUCAUUUCUUGAGAAAAACGGAAAGAACGCUGCUGUUGAAGAUGCAAUGAAAGAUACGCUGAGUCAGCCAUUUUCAUUUCGUGCUAAAUAUAGAACUUGCAUGUCUUUCAAAGACGCUGUACUGCGUGCCUGGCAGAAAUUACAAAUUAGAGGUCUAAUUGGAAAUGAUACAUUGGAUGUUUCAUUAAUUAACGAAAAGAUAACAAAACUUAGCGAUAUUAUUUUGCGUGCAAAGGAAUCUAGACAGUCAUCCACGUCUCUUCAACGUAAAACAAUAAAAAAUGAUAUGUUCAAAUACUUUUGGGGCGGUGUGCCUUUUAGUGACUUGUUGAAACUGCAAAAGCUUUACGCGAAAGACUUUGAACUUUUUGAUUAUGAAAAAGGUCCCUCUAUAUUAUUUCAGUCGCAAAUAGAUUCUUAAGACUC
Mercenaria mercenaria is the source of this 1563-nucleotide messenger RNA. RefSeq names its product carbohydrate sulfotransferase 11-like. Gene Ontology annotation, cellular component: membrane. Gene Ontology annotation, molecular function: sulfotransferase activity. The coding region runs from base 239 to 1558 and encodes 439 amino acids. Lineage: Eukaryota; Metazoa; Mollusca; Bivalvia; Venerida; Veneridae. The record is from RefSeq and is a predicted model, not a curated record. Gene Ontology annotation, biological process: carbohydrate biosynthetic process. The transcript has 4 exons.